AUGCCAUAUUUACGAAUAUUUGAUAUUCAAUGGGAAUAUUUUCCAGAGAAAAAUGUUAAUAUAGCUGAUAUUUUUAUGAUCGAAUCAUUUCGAACUCAAUUCUGGCUUGAACGAAAAUGGUUCUUUACAUUUACUCUUGAAUCAAUUAGUGAUGAUUGUUAUCGAGUUCUCUUUUCUACAAAUUCGUACAUAAGAAAAUCUUAUACAUUAUAUGGAAAUUCAAGCAAAGAUAUGAUAUCAAAUUAUCAGAAGAACAGUAUAAAUUCUGUUCAUCAUGUUUAUAUUAAACAAGAACAAAUCAUAAAAGAUGAUUGUAGAAAUUAUUUUCCAAAUGCUACUGAAUUGACUCACUCUUAUAAUGGCAUUAAUGUUGAUAGAAAUCCUUCUUUAAAUAUUCUCAAUCAUAUUGUUCCAUUGAUACAACUUACUAAAUUAAAUAUCAAUGUUAAAUCAUUUCUCGUCGAAACAAUGAUUGAAAUGUUAAGUUUAACAUUGAAUAUUCAUACAUUGACUGUUAAAGAUGUAUGUUUUGAUAAGAAAGAAUUAUUAUCAAUUCAACAAACUGAAAUUUUUCAAUUAGUAUCAACUAGAAAUAAAAUUAAAAAUUUAACUAUUAAUUCAAUAUAUUCAUUUGAAGAAAUAAAAUUAUUCAUUCAAUUUUGUUCUCGAUUAGAAUGUCUUAGAAUGCGUCCAGUUUAUGAUGAUUUUGAAGGAUUUGUACGAUAUUUCUUAUCAAAAAAUAACAAUAAUACUCGAUGUUUAUUCUUUAUGUGUGUCGCAGAUAUUUCUUCAGAAGAAAUUGUAACAAUAGACGCUGUUAUGAAAUCAAAAGAAACUAUUGAUGAUUUUCAAGCAAAAAGAAUAACAAAAAGAUUUUUAUGAAGAUAUCUAUUUUUGGCGAUGAUAAUUAUUAUUAAUCGAACAUAAAACUGUGAAAUAUUUUUCAUUUAUAAAUAAACUAGAAAACUACCGUUUAUAGAAUUUGUUGUAUGUGGGUAUUUCUGUAUGAGAAAAGUUAUCGAUACGAUUAACAAAAAUAGGAACAACAAUUUAUUAUAAAUGACGAUAUUCAAUUUAAUUGAUUUUUGUUCAUGAUUUAAAUUAGAACUACUAUCCAUUUCAAAAUAGAAGGCAGGUGAUUGUAAGAUGAAUAACUCACG
This is a messenger RNA of Rotaria sp. Silwood1, 1160 nucleotides long. The record is from the annotation of a GenBank genome assembly. NCBI's taxonomy places the organism in Eukaryota, Metazoa, Rotifera, Eurotatoria, Philodinida, Philodinidae.